Messenger RNA from Nicotiana attenuata, 1175 nucleotides. RefSeq names its product methyl-CpG-binding domain-containing protein 7-like. The record is from RefSeq and is a predicted model, not a curated record. Gene Ontology annotation, molecular function: DNA binding. Bases 60 to 962 code for a protein of 300 amino acids. The transcript has 7 exons. NCBI's taxonomy places the organism in Eukaryota, Viridiplantae, Streptophyta, Magnoliopsida, Solanales, Solanaceae.
UUGUACAGAAUAUACUAGGGUGGUGUCUGUCACUUUGAGAAUCUUGUCAACAGCUAGCCAUGGAGAAACACAAUUCCUUAAUGCUAGUACCAAUGCCACCGACACGCCGCCACCGAAGCGGCGCAGAAUACUCACCUUACGGCCAACUAAUGGUUGUGCCACCUACCACCACCGCCAUUACUCCCUACAGUACAUACUCAAGCAGCUUUAAGCUACCCCCUGGUUGGGGUAUUCAAGAAGUUCCUCGCUCUGAUGGCUCUCGAGUUGACAAGUACUACUAUGAGCCUGGGACUGGGCUAAAGUUCAGAUCACUGAGAGAAGUCGAGAGACGAUUGAACGGUGAAAUAUUUGCUCCUAGAUCCAGGGCAUUGGUAGUGAGACACAAUCAGAGUUCUCUAUCUCGGAAGAUGGUUGUUUAUGGUGGAAAGAUAGUGAGAAUGGAUGAAGAGCAGUUGAAUCAAUGGGCAAUUGUGCCGUCAAGAAGUGCAGCCACCUUACCCUAUGAACUUCCAGAUGGUUGGGUGAUAGAAGAGGUACCACGUAGAGACGGAAGCUUCGUGGACAAGUAUUACUAUGAACCAGGAACUGGACUAAAGUUUAGGUCCAGAAUAGCAGCACAGAGAUACUUGGCAGAAAUGAGAGAAGAUGUUCCUUUAUCUGCUACUCUAGAAGAAUUAAAAGAGAAUAAACCGUUGUCCAAGAUGUUUAAGUUGCACCAUCAUGCAAAGAAAUCUGUUCCAUGUGAGAGAAACAUCUCCAGAGAGGAUUCGCAGAAGUCGUCAUUUCUUUCUCCACCGGCUAAAGUAAAUUGGGUUCUUUCUAGUUCUAAAGGUGAUUCUUGGGACCCUUUCAUUGCCGGAACACCAAUCCCUGAUUCGGUAAAACAGCAAUGGACUAAAAGAUUCAUGUUGUUCAUGAAUGAUGAUGACUCUGAAUGCAGAAAACUCAGACUAGAAAGUUAAAGACGGAUAGCUGGAGAGUCCAGAAAAUAUAUCGCAGUUGGAAACAGUAGUGUAUGUUACAAGCAAAGAUUGGACUGCUUCUGACCUAGAGAUUUACAUGCUAAUCUUGUACAUACUAACAUUAUGGAACUCCAUCUAAUAUUACUUCCUAACCAUUGUACAGAAUCUGUUGUCCUGUUUAUUUCUAUGUCCGCUCGUGCUCUCGAUAUCCAA